GGAGGACAAGGAUACAGCACCAACGGGCAAGGCAACAAAAUCCAGCAAGAACCCCGAGCGCCGACUCCAUUCAAUCCAAGAGAAAAGCGAGACCCUCUUUAGAUUCUUCUUCUUCUUCUUCCUCCUUGCCACUUCCUGUUGUUGUUGUUGUUGUUGUUCUUCUUCUUCUUCUUCUUCUCUGUGACAUCACGGGGCGUAAGAUAAGACCUUCUGGAAGACCGCAGAAGUUUCCUUUGACUUCAUCAAAGGGAAGGGGAAGAGCAGAAAGGCAAUUAAAAAAAAUAUAUAUAAAGAAGAGAGCCCACUUUCUACUCUGCAUAUUCGACUCGAGGAGGAGGAGGAGGAGGUCCGAAAUCAUGGGGCUUCCGUGCGACGACGUGGUGAUCAUUAGGCAGUCCGAGCGGGAAGGAGAGCCGACCAUGAUCACCAUUAAUUGCCCUGACAAAACUGGGUUGGGCUGCGAUCUGUGUCGCAUCAUUCUCUUCUUCGGGUUGAGCAUAGUCCGUGGAGAUGUGUCGACGGAUGGAAAAUGGUGCUAUAUACUGUUUUGGGUCAUCGGCAAUCCGAACACGAGGUGGAGCUUACUGAAAAAGAGACUAGUUGGGGCAUGCCCCUCUUGUUCUUCAGCUUCCAGCAUUUGGUUUUACCAUCCUGAGCUGCAGCCAUCGAGGCCUCCUGACGUCUUUCUCUUGAAGUUAGGUUGUUGUGAUCGAAGAGGACUUCUGUACGAUGUGACGGCGGUGCUUUGUGAGCUUGAGCUUAUAAUCAAGAGAGUUAAGGUGUCCACGACACCUAAUGGGAAAGUGAUGGACCUCUUUUUCAUCACUGACACCAGAGAACUUUUGCACACAAAGAAGAGGCAGGAUGACGUAAACAAUUCUUUGAAAACAGCGAUAGGGGAGGCCGUGAUCAGUUGUGCCAUAGAAAUGGUUGUUCCUGAAAUAACAGAGUGUUCACAGGCCGCUUCAUUUCUUCCAUCUGCAAUAACGGAAGACAUUUCCCAUGAGGAAAUGCCUACUAAUCAGCCAAACCGGUCGUUGACCUCCCAGAGCGUUUCCAUCAAGAUGGACAACCUGCUAAGCCCUGCUCACACGCUUGUCCAAAUAAGUUGCCAAGAUCACAAAGGACUUCUGUAUGACAUAAUGAGAACUCUGAAGGACUACAAUAUUCAGAUUUCUUAUGGACGCUUCUUCACAAAGCAAAGAAGGAACUGCGAAAUUGAUCUCUUCAUAAUGCAAGCGGAUGGGAAGAAGAUGGUUGCCCCAAGCAAGCAGCAAGCGUUGUCCUCCCGUCUGGAGAUGGAACUCCUUCGGCCUCUCAGAGUAGCCAUUGUAAGUCGUGGUCCUGACCUGGAGUUGCUGGUUGCGAAUCCUGUGGAGUUAUCUGGAAAAGGCCGGCCCCUUGUCUUUCAUGACAUAACCCUUGCUCUCAAGAUGCUCAAUGUCGGCAUAUUUUCGGCUGAGAUUGGGAGGCACAUGAUUGGAGAUCGGGAAUGGGAAGUCUACAGAGUCCUCCUUGAUGAAGGCGAAGGCUUGUCUAUUGCGAGGGAGAAAAUCGAGGAGGAAGUGUGGAAAAUGUUGAUGGGUUGGGAGUGAAAACUGAUAUCUAAUAACAUUGACCACACAUACUUUGCCGAUGUGAAUUAGGCGAUAACUGAGCUAUCCAACCACUUCACUCUCAGCUUCCUGAAGACUAACUUUGCUUCUGCGGAUGGAGAUGUUUAUAGCAAAUGGGAUGGGGCAUGAAAUCAAGCUCUCAGCUCUUAGAAUACACGCCGGAGAAGCACAGUGAGGUGCCGAUAGUCAUGUUGUAGAAGUGCGUAUGCUUCGUGAGCAACGGGCUGUUAUGGCGCACUCUUGGAAUGCAGAUGAUUUCUUGUGCAGUCCUGUUUCAGAGUUGUAAGUAGCAUCUAGUUGUGUAUAGAGUUC
Messenger RNA from Rhodamnia argentea, 1928 nucleotides. Its product is annotated as ACT domain-containing protein ACR10. The coding region runs from base 357 to 1595 and encodes 412 amino acids. The transcript is spliced from 6 exons. The record is from RefSeq and is a predicted model, not a curated record. Lineage: Eukaryota; Viridiplantae; Streptophyta; Magnoliopsida; Myrtales; Myrtaceae.